AUGUACACAUUUGUUUUCUCGACAACUCGAAAAACACGCGUGUUUAAGCAAAAGUUAAAAAAAUAUUUUAAUGAAAAUGAAAGCAAAACAAGUGUUAAAGAUUGAUGAUGUGAAUAGCAAUAAGAAAGUUUAUUUUGGUGACGACGGCGGAGUAGUUAAAACGCCUGUUGUCAGUAAGAAAAUCGAGAAAAAGAAGGAAAUCACUGAAGAAUCAAAUGAAAUUCCCCAAAAAUUUGAAAAUAAAAAAUUCAGGAAAUAUCAGCAGACUGAUACAAAUGUGGAAAUAAAAUGGUAUCAAAUACACCAUGAGCACAAUACGAAUGAAUUUAAAGAGUUGAAGGAUUCCGAGUUGAAUACACUUCAAUCGCUUUGUAGAAGUUGUUUCAAUGAAGAGAUUCAAAAGUUGAUGAAAAAUAAUCCAUCGGAUGCUAAAUGGUUGCAGACAGCAUUACACAAAGGAACUUCAAAAGAUCGCGCCAACGCUGGAGGUCUUUUAGUUCAAUCAAAUCCUCUACCGAAUUUAUCAGCCUUAGAAACUUUAAUUUCACUCACAAAAUUAUCAAACAAAACUAACAUUGACGUCUUUGAAAUAGUCACAGAUUUAUUCAUCAAUUCUCUUCUUCCAUCAAAUCGCAAAUUGAUUCCAAUUUCAGGCCGUGGAAAUGAUUGGAAAAUUCUUAAAAACAAAACUUUAGAAAAAUCAACUAAAGAUGAAAUUUACGCUUAUUGGCAUUUUGAAAGUGAAUUAAAAGAUCAAUAUCAUGGAUAUCUUCUCAAUCUUCAGUCAUCCUUUCAAAAUGGAAAGGAAAUCAACAAAAUCAAAGCAAUAAUUUCAGCUUCAAAACUUCUCAAAAGUUGUCCGGAACGCGAAACUUUCUUAUUGACAGUUCUUGUUAACAAAUUUGGCGAUCCUGACAAAAAGAUUGCAUCUAAAGCCACUUAUAACUUACGACAAAUCCUUCUUUCACAUCCCAACAUGUCUCAUGUGAUGGUCAUUGAAACAGAAAAAUUAAUUUUUCGUAAUAACAUCACUGAACAAGCGCAACAUUAUGGAGUCGGCUUUCUGUCACUUGUCGCACCAAUUGCCAAUGUGAAAACAAGUCAACAACUUAUUAACAUCUGCUUUUGUUUCUUUAAGAUUAAAAUUGAAAAGGGUGAUAUCAACUCAAAAACCAUGCAAUCGAUUCUUAACUGUCUUCGUAUAUCGAUUCAAAACAUCAACGAUUUCAACGAAGACAAGAAAACGAUUGAAAUAACAACACCGGAAGUUGUUAGCACAAUUUAUCGAUUAAUUUAUUUGUCAAACAUUUCCAUCGCUUUUCAAGCGUUGAGUUUGCUUCUUCAGCUUGUGUUGGUUCAAGAUGAGAAGCAUGAUCGCUUUUACAAUGCAUUAUAUCGGAAAAUGGUAGAUCCUGGCAUUUUAAAUGCUAACAACAAAGUAACUUCGCUUUAUUUUCACAUCAUUCAUCAAUCGAUUCAACAAGAUUCAAAUGUUUCACGUGCCAAAGCAUUUAUAAAGCGUCUUCUUCAAAUGACUUUAUCAUUUCCACCUCCAAGAGCCUGUGGAGCUUUAAUUGUCAUUAAUAAAAUAUUAAAAGUUCGACCUGAACUUAUGGGAAGUAAUUUGAAGACAGUUGUAACGCAAGUGAAGACUUUAACAGAAACUGAUGUGAAAAUGAGUAAAUUUGAUGACGAUUCAGAUGGUGAAGAAGUUUACAAAGAUGUUUUACUUGAUGACAAAGGAGAAGAAGUUAAAGUGAAUGUAACAUCAACAGAAGAAGUUUCAUCUUCAUGGAUUCAUCUUAAAAAUACCACGAAACAUGAGAAGCAAGUGGGAAGAGUUCAAACUGCUUACGACCCAUAUAAGCGAUCAGCUGCUUAUUGUGGAGCUGAAUUCAGUUUAUACUAUGAAUUGAUUUUAAUGUCACGAUACUUCCACCCAACUGUUCAAGUUUUCAUCAAAGACAUUUUAAAAAGCCACAAAAUUAAAUAUUUUGGCGAUCCAUUAAAAGAUUUCAGUUUAUCGCAAUUUCUUGAAAGAUUUUCGUUCAAAAAUCCUAAGAAAGUUAAAGAAAGAGAACAGAAAUCUGUUUUCCAUCAUAAUUAUCAACCAAAAGGGUCACGUGGACAAUCAGUUUACCUUCUGACAGCUCAAAAUUGUACGGAAGAUGAAAGAUUCAUUUUUGACUUCAUCCAAAGGAAGCGAGAAAUUAAGGAAAAACAUGGAAUUGUAAAAGAAGAGAAAGAUGACGACUUGGAAUCAGUAGAUGAUGAUGAGUUUGACGCUUAUCUUGAUAGUCUAGGCGCAGCGAAUGAUGUCAAGAAUCUUGAUAGAGAUUUCGAUUAUCUUAGUGAAUUGCAGAAAGAUUCGAAUAAGAAUGACGAAAAUGGCAAAGUAAAGAAAAAAUCUAAAAACACUGAAGAAGGAAGUGACGAUGAUGAUGGUGAUGAUUGGGGGAGUAUUGAAGGAGACAGCGAUGAGAGCGAACCAGAAAUUGAUGAUGAUGAUGAAAGUGGAACUGAUCAAUCAUUGGACGAACCUGAAAUGUCUGAUGAUGAAUCGAUGGACGAAGAAGAAUCAAAUGAUGAAGCUGAGAAUUCAUCCACUAAAAAAUCUGACAAGAAGUUGAUAAAGAAAAUUGGAAAAUCGAAGGGAGCUGAAGAUUUAUUUGUCGCUGUCGAUGAUUUUUCUGAACUUAUCGAGAAAAACUCUUCAAGUGCUCAUGGAACUUUGGGUGAAAUCUUCAAUAAAGAUAAAUCAUCACAAAAGCAAAUGGAUUGGGAAGAAAAACGGCACAAUUCUCACAAAGGAGUUUCACUCAUAGUUUAUAAGACAUUAACCAUGGAAAUAGCUGAUAUGUAUUAUAAUAAAGAUGAGGUUGUUGAGACAGCUUCAGGAAAUAAGGUAAAUCGACAAACAGUUUUAUGUGGCAGUCAGAAUAUUGUGCUACAUGGAAAGGUCAUUGUUGAUAAAGGAGCGAUUGUCAGAGGUGACCUCGCAAAUGUUAGAACCGGCAGAUAUUGCAUAAUUUCAAAGAAUUCCGUGAUUCGACCACCUUUCAAACAAUUCAGCAAAGGAGUUGCUUUCUUUCCACUACACAUAGGGGAUCAUGUAUUUAUCGGAGAGAAUUCUGUAAUUUCAGCAGCUAGCAUCGGAUCUUAUGUUUAUAUAGGAAAGAACGUAGUCAUAGGACGACGAUGUUAUAUCAAGGAUUGUUCUAUUAUCGAAGAUGGAGCAAUAUUACCUCCAGAAACGACAGUUGCUAGUUUUAUGAAAUUCACUAAAGAAGGAACGAUAGAAGGAGGACAAGGAAAUCCCGCUGAAGUUCCACCAGCAAUGCAAGAUCUUAUGAUUGAUUUUACAAAAUCUUAUUACGAACACUUCAUUCCUCAUCCCAGGUGAACAGAAAGAGGUUUAAAUUAAUAACAUAUUUAACUCAAUUAAAAAACUUUCUGAAUAAAUUCUCUUUCAAAUAAACUUUGCAAACUUAUUUUCUUUAUAAAGUAG
Molecule: messenger RNA, 3508 nt
Organism: Clunio marinus
Lineage: Eukaryota; Metazoa; Arthropoda; Insecta; Diptera; Chironomidae
Source: the annotation of a GenBank genome assembly